Molecule: messenger RNA, 468 nt
Organism: Microthlaspi erraticum
Lineage: Eukaryota; Viridiplantae; Streptophyta; Magnoliopsida; Brassicales; Brassicaceae
Source: the annotation of a GenBank genome assembly
AUGGAUUUCAUCAAGACCAGUUCCCUGCGUGCUCUGAUUGAGUUAACUUUCCAACGCAACUGGAACGGCCUAAUUUGGAUGAGUAGAAAAGGAGUUACAACCAAAAGAGUGGAGACUGUCCAGACGGCUCUAUCGAGAAACAGCGCCCAACCGCGCAGUCCGGCUGGCCGAGAAACAAUUGUUGCGCUCGGCCAAAGCCAUAUCCGUCCGUCUGAAGUCUCGGCCAAAGUUCAAACCGGCCGAUCACGCAACACGACCCGGGAAACAUUGCCCGCGGUCGGCCAAGCAAACGUCACGCCACGCCGCGCACGACCAUGCCGCGCGAGCCGGGAACAAGGCCUCGCGGCCGCGCAACCCGUUCGCGUACCACGGCCGAUGCAUCCGUCCGAGCCGGGAAAUAACGUCCCACGUCCGGCCGAGAAACCAUCGGCCAAAUCUUCGUCCGCCGACCACGCCGGCCGACCGUGA